AUGAAACCGCAUUCUAGAGAUUUUAAUUCAAUACUAGCGCGUGCGGUGCUCUCGCCUUCUCAAGCUAGUCUGAUUCUAAUCAGCGAAGGCGCCCUACCUACGGGGGGUUCGAUAGGCCACAUCGAUCGAUCGAACCCAGGUGGAGAACGGAAGCGUGGCUGCUUUGUAUGUUGUUUAACGCGUAUAUCCUACACGGGCUCCGGGCUCCGGGCUCCGAAACUGACAGCGAGCGGAUUAGCCGUGCGCGAUGCGUGCGGCACGAGACACGCGUCACAUCAAUGGCAUCGCCUCUGUACAACACCCGCCAUUCGCACGAGCCACUACGACGCGCGCUCGCUCUACGAUCGUACGAGAUUCUCGGUCCGAGAUGGUCAACGUACCCAGAUAGCUACUCCAACAUCGGCGCAUGCGUGUAUGGUUUUUAGACCUUUCGAUCCAUCGGCGGAGCACGGCUUUAGCGGCAUCUUCUAAAGCGA
This is a messenger RNA of Acromyrmex echinatior (Panamanian leafcutter ant), 476 nucleotides long. RefSeq lists its product as uncharacterized. Lineage: Eukaryota; Metazoa; Arthropoda; Insecta; Hymenoptera; Formicidae. The record is from RefSeq and is a predicted model, not a curated record.